AUGGGGCAGCAGGUGGGCCGCGUCGGGGAGGCUCCGGGGCUGGCGGCGCCGCCCGCCCGCGGGCUCCGGGGCAGCAGCGGCGCGGCCAGGCCGGGCGGCCGCCGGCGGGACCCCGCGGGACGCAGCGCCGACGCGGGCUUCAACGUCUUCGCGCAGCACGAAGCGCUACACCGGCCGUUUGGCUGCGACGUGGAGUCCCAGGCGCUGAACGAGGCCAUCCGCUGGAGCUCCAAGGAGAACCUGCUGGGCGCCACCGAGACGGACCCCAACCUCUUUGUCGCGCUCUAUGACUUUGUCGCCAGCGGGGACAACACCCUCAGUAUCACGAAAGGCGAGAAGCUCCGCGUGCUGGGCUACAACCAGAACGGCGAGUGGAGCGAGGUGCGCUCCAAGAACGGGCAGGGCUGGGUGCCCAGCAACUACAUCACGCCCGUCAACAGCCUGGAGAAGCACUCGUGGUACCACGGGCCCGUGUCGCGCUCGGCCGCCGAGUACCUGCUGAGCAGCCUCAUCAACGGCAGCUUCCUGGUGCGCGAGAGCGAGAGCAGCCCCGGGCAGCUGUCCAUCUCGCUGCGCUACGAGGGCCGCGUGUACCACUACCGCAUCAACACGGCCGCCGACGGCAAGGUGUACGUGACAGCCGAGAGCCGCUUCAGCGCCCUGGCCGAGCUCGUCCACCACCACUCGACGGUGGCCGACGGGCUGGUGACCACGCUGCACUACCCGGCGCCCAAGUGCAACAAACCCACGGUCUACGGCGUGUCGCCCAUCCACGACAAGUGGGAGAUGGAGCGCACCGACAUCACCAUGAAGCACAAGCUGGGCGGCGGCCAGUACGGCGAGGUCUACGUGGGCGUCUGGAAGAAGUACAGCCUCACCGUGGCCGUGAAGACCCUCAAGGAAGACACGAUGGAAGUGGAGGAGUUCCUCAAGGAGGCCGCGGUGAUGAAAGAGAUCAAACACCCGAACCUGGUGCAGCUGCUCGGCGUGUGCACGCUGGAGCCGCCCUUCUACAUCGUGACCGAGUACAUGCCCUACGGCAACCUGCUCGACUACCUGCGCGACUGCAGCCGCGAGGAGGUGACGGCCGUGGUGCUGCUGUACAUGGCCACGCAGAUCUCGUCGGCCAUGGAGUACCUGGAGAAGAAGAACUUCAUCCAUCGGGACCUCGCAGCUCGGAACUGCCUCGUGGGGGAGAACCACGUGGUGAAGGUGGCCGACUUCGGCCUGAGCCGGCUGAUGACCGGGGACACCUACACGGCCCACGCGGGCGCCAAGUUCCCCAUCAAGUGGACGGCGCCCGAGAGCCUGGCCUACAACACCUUCUCCAUCAAGUCCGACGUCUGGGCUUUCGGGGUCCUGCUGUGGGAAAUCGCCACCUAUGGGAUGUCCCCGUACCCAGGGAUCGACCUGUCUCAGGUCUACGAUCUCCUGGAGAAGGGGUACCGGAUGGAGCAGCCCGAGGGGUGUCCCCCGAAGGUCUACGAGCUCAUGAGAGCCUGCUGGAAGUGGAGCCCGGCCGACAGGCCCUCGUUUGCUGAGACACACCAGGCCUUUGAGACCAUGUUCCACGACUCCAGUAUUUCAGAAGAAGUGGCAGAGGAGCUUGACCGAGCCGCGUCCUCGUCGUCCAUCGUUCCCUACCUGCCGCGGCUGCCACUGCUGCCCUCCAAGACGCGGACGCUCAAGAAGCCGGCGGACAACAAGGAGAACAUGGAUGGGGCCGUGGACGCCGCCACUGAGAAUUCCGCAGGGCUGCUCCGCGGCGCGCAGGGCCCUGGCGGGUCCCCGGCGCUGCCCCGCAAGCAGCGCGACAAGUCCCCGGUGGGGCUGCUGGACGACGGGCGCGAGGCGGGCUUCGCGCGCGACCGCAAGGGCGGCUUCUUCAGCUCGUUCAUGAAGCGGCGCAGCGCGCCCGCCCCGCCGCGCCGCAGCAGCUCGUUCCGCGAGAUGGAGCCGCCGCCCGCGCGGAGGCCGGAGCCGCCCGGGGAGGACGCGGGCGCGGGCGGCUGGGCCGGCCUCUCGGGCUUCUUCACGCCGCGCCUCAUCAAGAAGACGCUGGGGCUGCGCGCCGGCAAGCCCGCGGCGGGCGAGGACGCGGCCAAGCCCUUCCCGCGCUCCAACUCCACGUCGUCCGUGUCCGCGGGCCCCGCCGAGCAGGACCGCCUGACCAUGACGCUGCCGCGCAACUGCCCGCGCGCGCGUGCGCCGCUCGAGAGGACCGCGUCGUCGGCCGCGUCCCCGCCCGAGGACGCCGGCGACGCGCCGGCCCGGCGCCCGGACGCCGCGCGGCCCCGCGCCAAGCUGCUGGCGCGCGAGCGGGACCGGGACCGGGACCGCGAUCGGGAGCGCGAGCGCGAGCGGGACCGGGACGCGCGCGCCGACGACGGCGGCGGCGGCGGCGGCGAGGCGGGCGCCUGGAGCCACAAGGUGCCCGUGCUCAUCUCGCCCGCGCCCGAGCGCGGCCCGGGGCUGCCCCUCGUGGGCACCGACUCUCAGGGCAACAAGUUCAAGCUCCUGUCCGAGCACCCGGGCGACAAGGACCGGCCGCGGCGCGUGAAGCCCAAGUGCGCGCCGCCGCCGCCGCCCGUGCCGCGCCCCGAGGACCCCGCCGCGCCCCCCGUGGCCGCCGCCGCCGAGGCCCCCGACGCCGCCGCCGCCGCGGGGAAGAGGCCGGGGCCCGCGGGGGGCAAGGCCCCGAGGCCCGCCCUACCCCCUCCGCAAGUGCCUCCGGCCGCGCCGGCCGCGUCGCCCGCCAAGCUGGCCAACGGCACGGCGGGCGCCAAGGUGGCCCUGCGCAAGACGCGGCCGGCGGCCGAGCGGGGCCCGGCCGAGAAGGUGAGCCGCGAGGCGCUGCUGCAGUGCGCCGACCUGCUGUCCAGCGCCAUCGCCGAGCCCGUGCCCAACAGCCAGCUGGUGGACACGGGCCACCAGCUGCUGGGCUACUGCUCGGGCUACGUGGACUGCAUCCCGCAGACGCGCAACAAGUUCGCCUUCCGCGAGGCCGUGAGCAAACUGGAGCUGAGCCUGCACGAGCUGCAGGUGGCCCCCGCCGCCGCCACGGCCGGGGGCCCCGGGGCCAGCCCCGCGCUCGGCCACCUGCUGUCCUGCGUGCAGGAGAUCAGCGACGUGGUGCAGAGGUAGCCGCCGCCCCCGCCGGGGCCUGGGAGGCGCGCGUGUCCCCGUGUCCCCGUCCUCAGCGGCCG
This is a messenger RNA of Sorex fumeus (smoky shrew), 3206 nucleotides long. It is a transcript of the gene ABL2, whose product is annotated as ABL proto-oncogene 2, non-receptor tyrosine kinase. Gene Ontology annotation, biological process: protein phosphorylation; regulation of apoptotic process. Gene Ontology annotation, molecular function: protein binding; non-membrane spanning protein tyrosine kinase activity; ATP binding. The transcript has 11 exons. NCBI's taxonomy places the organism in Eukaryota, Metazoa, Chordata, Mammalia, Eulipotyphla, Soricidae. Bases 1 to 3144 code for a protein of 1047 amino acids. The record is from RefSeq and is a predicted model, not a curated record.